Molecule: messenger RNA, 3503 nt
Organism: Meleagris gallopavo (turkey)
Lineage: Eukaryota; Metazoa; Chordata; Aves; Galliformes; Phasianidae
Gene: PLCD1
Product: phospholipase C delta 1
Biological process (GO): intracellular signal transduction; lipid metabolic process
Cellular component (GO): plasma membrane
Molecular function (GO): calcium ion binding; phosphatidylinositol-4,5-bisphosphate phospholipase C activity
Source: RefSeq, a predicted model, not a curated record
AGUCAAUGCAUUGGGUGCGCGGAUGCGGGAGAGAAAUAAAUGAGGAGUCAUAGCGAAGACAUCUUUGUAGCCAAGGGAAAGGGAACUGACGUUGGGGAUCGCUGGAGCGGGGAGCAGAGGGAGCCUGCUGGGUCUGGCUUCCACCCGCAGCAAGCUAACAUCUGGGCACAGCUGUUUCCCGGAGCCCUUUCUGCCGCUGCACGUCGCCUUCUUUGGCGGCCAUGGAGUCGAAUGGCAGUUUCCUCGGUUGCAACAGCUUGAAAGAUGACAAGGACCUGAAGUUCCUCUUGAAAGGCAGCCAGCUGCUAAAAGUGAAGUCAAGCUCUUGGAGGAAGGAGCGGUUUUAUAAGCUCCAGGAGGACUGCAAAACCAUAUGGCAGGAAUCAAAGAAGAUGCUGAGGUCUCCAGACUCACAGAUCUUCUCUAUUGAAGAUAUUCGGGAUGUGAGGUCAGGCCAUAAAACAGAAGGUAUGGAAAAAUACGCCAAGGAUGUACCAGAGUAUCGCUGCUUUUCCAUCAUUUUCAAAGACCAGCGGAAAAACCUGGACCUCAUUGCAAGUUCAGAGGAUGAUGCCAACCACUGGGUCUGCGGCCUUGGGAAAAUCAUAGCCCACAGCAACUCCAUGAACCAGAAACAGAAACUCCAACAUUGGAUUCACACCUGCCUGCGGAAAGCUGAUAAGAACAAAGACAACAAGAUGAGCUUUAAAGAGCUCAAGAACUUCCUGAAAGAAGUGAACAUUGAAGUUGAUGACUAUCAUGCCAAGGAGAUUUUCCAGUACUGUGACAAGUCCAAAACAGAGGCUCUGGAGGAUGAUGAGAUAGAGGAAUUUUACAAGAUACUGACAGAGAGAAAGGAAAUAGACACAAUCUUCCAAAAGUACUCAGAUGCAGAAGGGCUCAUGUCCUGCCAGAACCUGGUGAGGUUCCUCUAUGAGACACAGCAAGAAGAAGAUGCUGUUGUUGCUGCUCCUCCCUUAAUUCAGAGAUACGAGCCCAGUGAACGAGCCAAGAAGCGUAAUGCCAUGACCAAAGAUGGUUUCCUGAUGUACUUGCUGUCUGAUGAUGGGAAUAUAUUCAACACAUCCCACCGUAAAGUUUACCAGGACAUGACUCAACCUCUCAGUCACUACUUUGUAUCAUCCUCACACAAUACCUACCUUAUGGAUGACCAGCUUACAGGCCCUAGCAGCACAGAAGCCUACAUCAGAGCCCUCACCAAAGGUUGCCGCUGUGUGGAGCUGGACUGCUGGGAUGGCCCUAACUCGGAACCUAUCAUUUAUCAUGGCUACACUCUCACCUCCAAGAUCCUCUUCUGUGAUGUCAUUAAGGCCAUCAAGAACUAUGCUUUCAAAACUUCACCGUACCCUGUCAUCAUCUCCCUGGAGAACCACUGCAGCCUCGACCAGCAGAAGGUCAUGGCUCAGCACAUGACAACGAUCCUGCAGGACAUGCUCCUGGUCGCCCCGAUUGAUGGAAGCAAAUCACAGUUCCCCUCCCCAGAGCAACUGAAAGGGAAGAUCCUUGUGAAAGGCAAGAAGCUGAGCAGACAGGAAGACCCCACUGGGACAAAUGGGAACAACAACCUGGAGGCUGAGGAUGUCUCUGAUGAAGAUGAAGCAGCUGAAAUGGAAGAUGAAUCUGUGAAGACAGAGGUGCAGCAGAAAGGGAAGAGAGACACCCUCAAGCUGGCCAAAGAGCUGUCAGACACAGUUGUCUACUGCAAGAGUGUUCAUUUCAAUGGCUUUGAAGACCCCAGUCACCCUCGAGCUUUCUAUGAGAUGUCAUCGUUCACAGAGAGCAAAGCUCUGAAACUAGCUCAGGAGUCUGGAAACAGUUUUAUUCUUCAUAACAUCAGGCACUUGAGCCGAAUAUACCCUGCAGGCUGGAGGACAGAUUCUUCCAACUACAAUCCUGUUGACUUGUGGAACGUCGGCUGCCAGAUUGUUGCCCUAAAUUUCCAGACAGGAGGCACAGAAAUGGAUGUCUACCAGGGCCGGUUCCAGGACAAUGGGUUUUCUGGGUAUGUCUUAAAGCCGGAAUUCCUCCGGGAUGAGCAAACCAAAUUCAAUCCAAAAUCCAUCACAGAAGGAACAUGGGGGACAAAGAAGAAGCUUCUACUUAAAAUCAUCUCUGGUCAGCAGCUGCCCAAAGUAAACAAGAGCAAAAACUCCAUCGUUGAUCCUAGGGUAACAAUUGAGAUCCAUGGCGUCCAGCAGGAUAACAACAAGAAGCAGACCAAAGUCAUUGAAAAUAAUGGCUUCAACCCAAAGUGGGACGAAGAGUUUACAUUUGACAUAGAGAUCCCUGCACUUGCCCUGGUCCGAUUUGUGGUAGAAGACUUUGACAUGUCAACCAAGAACGACUUCAUUGGGCAGUAUACUGUUCCCUUCACCAGUCUGAAGCAAGGUUACCGCCACAUUCACCUUCUGACCAAGAACGGAGACCCGUACUCCUCCUCCACCCUCUUUGUGUAUGUCAACAUCCAGGACUGUGAUUAGCAGCUCAGCUCUUUCAGGGUGCGUUGGACCAUCUUACAGACCUACAAGGAACUCAGCACAUGUCAUCUGCCAAUGUCAGGGUCCCAUCAAACCCACAGUGCCUUCUCCAGAGCAGCACAUGGUACCCAUGGGGUCCUGACGUAAAAUAGCCAUCAACUCCCUCCCUCCUGCGAGUUGGAAACAUCCUAAUGCUGCUGUUGAGAUUAAUCCUUUUGUACUUGUUCAACCAAUCCAGCUGUGUUUUUGAGUUCACUUCAUAUAGUGUGAUUUUUAAUUCUGCUUUUAGUAAGAGGAUAGAGGCUCCUUUUUAGCAAAUCCUGAUUUGGGUUUGGUCACACAUCUGAACAAAAUACCUAACAUCUAUGCAAGAAAAACCCACUUUGACACUGAAAUCAGGAGCCAGACACCAGGUGACUUCUUGCAACUUCAGCUGUCAGCCAUUCUUUACCAUCCUUUACCAUGAAGUCCUAAAGGAGGAUACGACUCUCCUCUUAUCUGUUACAGAUUAAAACAAGAAAGCUGCACUACAAAGGGCCGUGUUAUAUAACUUGACUUUCUUUUUGUAUUAUAAUAAAAAAUACAUGAAUACUGCUCUGCCUGUGUGCCUGGCUUCCAGCCAGGUCGCUUUGCAUUCAGAGCCUGGCUCUUAUCCUGUGAAGGAGAAUAAAACUGCAGAAUGGCAAAUUUCCCUCUAUCCCAAAGUGAAGCCCACUUAGAGGGACUGCAGAGAUGAGAGUGGAAAUAAAUACACUGAACUGACAGUAGGGCGUUUUGUUUUGUUUUUAUAGGAAAAUCUCUUUUUUAACCCCGAGGAAGCAGUGGUAGAAAGAGUUUUAAAUGUUAGCUUGAUCCCAUUGCACUGCAGAGGUAACCCAGCACAAGCAGACAAAAGAGUUUUGAACAACAACCCAGUAUUUAUGGCAAAAGGUGUUUGUUUUUUUUUUCUAGCACAAUAGUGGAGUUAAGUGAAUAUUGUUGAAAUAAAAUAAUAUAUAUUUUGAA